Molecule: messenger RNA, 1113 nt
Organism: Aspergillus neoniger CBS 115656
Lineage: Eukaryota; Fungi; Ascomycota; Eurotiomycetes; Eurotiales; Aspergillaceae
Product: WD-repeat containing protein SWD2
Exons: 3
Coding region: 1-1113 (370 amino acids)
Cellular component (GO): Set1C/COMPASS complex
Molecular function (GO): protein binding; chromatin binding
Source: RefSeq, a predicted model, not a curated record
AUGGCGGAAGGUCAAGCACAGCCGACGGCGCAACCACAGCCUCAGCAGCCAAUCCUGCAAUGCCAGAAGGUCUCGGAUAUCAUUCGUAGCUUCCGUCCUACCAAGGCAUUCCGAGGCCCCAAGCAGGAUACUUCCAAUUAUGUGACGUCGCUAGACUUUGAUGACCAGGGUGAUUACUUGGUGGCAUCCGGCGAUGAUGAAACUAUCCAGGUCUUCGACAUCAAGGAGGGCAAAUCUACAAAGUCGGUCCCCAGCAAAAAGUACGGCGCCCAUCUAGCCAGGUUCACCCACCACAGUCGUCAGGUCCUUCAUGCGAGCACCAAGGUUGAUGAUUCCUUGCGCUUGUUAGACCUUCACAAUGAAGGCUACAUUCGCUACUUCCAGGGCCACACCGACAAAGUCACCUGCUUGGCUCUGUCUCCGGGCAGCGACUCCUUCAUCUCAUGCUCUAAGGACGACACAGUUGCCCUCUGGGAUCUCGGCUCUCGCAAUGCGCAAGGAAAGCUGAAACUCGCAACUCCAUACCUUGUGGCCUUCGACCCCUCCGCCUCUGUCAUCGCCAUUGCCUCCCAAUCAACCGCGUCAGUCCUUCUCUACGACCUCCGCAACUACGACAAAGCUCCAUUUUCCAGUUUCGAUCUUGCGCCGUACGAAGAACGCUAUACGCCUUCUACCCGAGGCAGAGGGUGGACUCGCCUGGAAUUUUCCAAUGAUGGCAAGCACUUGCUGGUCGGAACCGACUACCAUGGACAUUUCAUUCUCGAUGCUUUCGAGGGCACGGUUAAGGCCUUCUUGGUGGGCAAAGCCGGAUCACCCGGGAGAGCUGCACCGGUAUCGACAACCGGGAAGCCUCUCGGUCAGGGAGAUGCGUGCUUCUCACCCGACGGGCGAUACGUGGUUGGUGGUUCGGGAGAUCAUUCCGAUAUGCUAGUGUGGGAUCUACAACAAUCUCCUCCAGAGCCAAACGGUCUAUUGCAGCCAAUGACUAGACUAUCACAUCGCGGACGGACUGCCAUCGUUGAAUACAAUCCGAGGUACAACAUGAUUGCGUCUGCCGACAAAGAGACUGUUUUCUGGCUUCCAGAGGACCCUUCCAGAUCUUCUGAAAAGUAG